Molecule: messenger RNA, 5014 nt
Organism: Homarus americanus (American lobster)
Lineage: Eukaryota; Metazoa; Arthropoda; Malacostraca; Decapoda; Nephropidae
Product: NADPH oxidase 5-like
Exons: 12
Coding region: 876-2996 (706 amino acids)
Biological process (GO): defense response; superoxide anion generation
Cellular component (GO): plasma membrane; NADPH oxidase complex
Molecular function (GO): superoxide-generating NAD(P)H oxidase activity
Source: RefSeq, a predicted model, not a curated record
UUAACUAUAAACUUAGAUAUCGCAAACAACUCUCGUUUUUCGUGAUAUACCUUAAGAAGCGUCGUAUAGAAACCUAACACAGUUGAAAGUUCAGUGGCACAGUUUAUAUUAUGUGGUAAAAACAGUGUUGCAGCCCAGGAAGAAUGCUCAAUGGUUCUGAAAGUGAAUUUUCUCGUGUUACCUGUGGCUACAGUUGUGCUUGAAACAGACAAAUGUUGUGAGUAACAGAAGAGAGAGAAAGUGGUGGUGUUGUGUGAGGGGGAGACAAGACAAGUGGAAAGACCGCGGUUACUCCUCCACCCCGCCACACGUACACACAUAAAUGUCGGCAACCUGAAAUCCGCUACUCUCUUGUGCCACUGACAUGAUCCCUAAAACAGCUUUUUUUCUUUACAAACCUUUCGAGUCUUUCGAGUGACGCGCCAGCUGCUGUGUUUCCUCUUUAGAUCUGAGAGAGAGAUAUUGAGAAGGAAAAGUUCAUUAAUAGUUUACAGUGACCAAACAAUGUAAAAAGUCGCCUUUUCUCCGGUCAGAGUUUACCUUGCGUGCACGACUACCCUCAAGCGACCAUUGAAUUAUUUUACCUCGUAUUAUUGAGAGGAAAUUUAUACGUGUACAUAUAAGUUUACGCAAAUGAAGGAAAGAUAAAGAGCGUGAAAAUUUGAGAAGAAAAGAGAGAAAGAGAAUAAAGUGUUAAUUUGAAGUUAUUGAAGUGCUUGACGGUAGUGGCAUGUGUGUGUGUGUCAGCAACCGGCGGUGAAGGUGCUCUCAAGAAGGCCAUGCAGGACUGACCUUCGUGUGGAACAUCAGUACUACCAAAGCAACAACAACUACUACCAUCACUAACGCCACUACCAACAUCAGAAAACGUCAAGAUGAUGCGGAAAGAGUCAAAGAUACGAUUUCUUGACGUGAUGCUGGACGAGGAGAGGCAGGAAAAGGAGAACAUCCCCCUGAGAACAAGUUUUCAUCGCCAGGUCAUUUGGGCAAGGAACAACGCCCCCACCCUCGUCUUCACUGCCCUGUUCAUCGGGGUGAACGCCGUGGUGUUCAUGACACGGGCCUACCAAUACAGAAACACCAACCUGCUCGAGAUGGGCGCCAGGGCGUGUGGUCAGUGCCUCAACCUGAACUGCGCGCUGCUGCUGCUAUUGAUCCUACGACGCACAGUGACCCGCCUCAGGAACUCCCCCGCAGGCUUCUUCCUCCCUUGUGACCAGCACGUCCACUUCCACAAGAUGGCUGGAUGGACAGUCUUCUUCCUCUCCAUCCUCCACACGCUCUUCCACAUCGCCAACUUUGUGACCCUUGGAGACGUGACGGGCAUCAGCAUGAAUGACUACAUGUGGGACACUUCUCUGGGCAUCGGCUGGGUGGGCGGCUUGGCCAACCCGACGGGCGUCGUCCUCAUGAUCAUCCUCACCAUCAUCGUCGCCUUUAGUCACCGCAUCGUCAGAAAAUCCGGUUAUUUUGAGAUAUUCUACUGGACUCACCUGCUGUCGCUACCGUUCUGGGUGUUCCUAGUCCUCCACGGCCCUAACUUCUGGAAGUGGUUGUUGCUUCCUGGCGUUGCCUUCCUGCUGGAGACUUGCUUCAGGAUAUCGCAGGUGUGCACCCCGAGGGGCAAGACCCAAAUCCUCAUAGGCACCACACUGCCCUCCCAGGUGAUAAAGCUGCUGAUCAAGCGGCCUAAGAACUUCGACUUCCAGCCUGGAGAGUAUGUGUACCUCAACAUUCCAUCCAUUGCACGCUACGAGUGGCACCCCUUCACCAUCUCAUCCGCGCCUGAGCAGGAAGACGUUUUUACAGUUCACAUCCGCUCUGUGGGAGAAUGGACUAAGAGAGUUUAUGAGUUGUUCAGAGAAGAGAAGGGAAAGGAAGCUUCAGUCACAUCACAGAAGUGUCAGAAGGAAAUCUCAGGUAUAUUGAACCCCGCCUUUACCUCUGAUGAAUCGUUGACAGAGACCCCCACUCACACCGUCAUUGCCAUAGAAGAUGCUAGUGAUGGAGGUGGAGGCUGUGCAGGGAAGGGUGGCCGUUAUAUCAAUAAUCUCUUGGAAUUUAACCGUAAGAUGAGCGUCUACACACGACCACCAGCGUUGCUGCCUGUAGAAACAGAACAAAAGCCACCCAUCACCCCUGCUGUGUCUAAGCCAACGAUUCCUGCAGCUCAAAGAUCACUAGAACGCAAAAAAUCUUCCAGCUUAUCGAAUCUGGCCACACUGAAGGCUGAACUCUUGGGGUCUUACACAGGGCAGACGAACUCAGGUCGAUCAUCCCUCACCGGCAGCAACUCCAGUCUGGACUCCUUCACCGAUCAACAGUAUUCCACGUCCCUCCAACACCAACACCCCGAACAUUGCCAGAGAAGAAAUGAAGAAAAUAGAUUGAAACAGACUUUGACCACGGAAGAAAUCAGCUCUCGUUCUGAAAACAAGAAUAAUGAGGUGUUUGUAGAUGGACCAUACGGCACUCCCUCCACCAGGAUAUUCUCAGUCACUCACGCUGUCUUGGUGGGCGCUGGGAUCGGAGUUACACCUUUUGCCUCCAUUCUUCAGAGCGUCAUGAUGAGGUACCGAGCAGCCAAGGCGCCCUGCCCGUACUGUCACGUCCCCAGUUGCCUGGCGCUGCCUGCCACACUCAGAAAACUCAGGAAGGUGGACUUCGUGUGGGUGAAUCGUGACAUUGGGAGCUUCGAGUGGUUCCUGGAGGUGCUGGCAGCCAUGGAAAGUGAACAGCGGGUGGUGGGUGCUGCCAUGGAGACCUUCCUCAGCCUCCACCUUUACAAGACAGGUGCUGCCCCCCUCAGACCUACACUGCCAUUAGCUUCAUCUAUCAGAGCUGGCAGACCCGACUGGGAAAAGGUGUUCAGUGGUAUCAGAGAGUCACGUAUGGGGAAGGUAUGUGUAUUCUACUGUGGUCCUCCGGCCCUUGUGGGUAUCCUCAGAGAGAAAUGCAUCAAGUACAAGUUUGAGUUUAAGCGUGAGAUGUUUUGAAGGUGUGUUAUUCCUGGCUCUCCUGCACAAAUUGAGCUGGAGGUUAUGAGAUAGUUGCCUUCCAUGUGUGGUAUCCCAUGAAGGUAGGACUCUCGUGUGGUUCCAGAGUGUUAAGAGAAGCCAAUUUCUCAGUUGGCUACCCUGGGUUUGUUACACCAUCAGUGGCAAGAUGGUAAUAAAAAUGCAGUUUUUCACUUGCUGUGUGAGAGUACUGUUUGACAAUUAGGUACCUCAGAGAACCAAGAACUGCUGGACUGGGGUCAAAUCCUUUACUAUGACAAAUAAGGAACUGUAUGGAGUGGAUCACUCUAGUACCUUACAAUCUGAUCUCUAAAAUGUGUGAAGAAACUGAACCAGAAACCAGUGCUUUCAUAUAUUAAUAUGUUGGAGUUGUGCUUGAUACUUUAUCAAUCAACUGAAGGGUAUCUGUAAGCUGUGAUGUUUGUUGCUGUGCUCUCAGGUAACAGAUAGACUGACAUUAGGUGCCAGACAAAAUUUUCUUUAGUCCAAGAAACUGAAUGAGACGACUCGUCAUCAACUGAACUGAAGUGAUCUAAGUCAUCUCUAUUCUUAGUGAUUUUAUUAUAAUUAUAAAUAUUAUUAGUAUUAUCAUUAUCAUUAUCUAUAAAUGAAUGGCCUCUUUGAUAAUUACUACAGAUGAUAAAAGAAGUGUGUUAUAUACUUAAUGUCUUGGUCAUGUGAUAUCAAACAUCCUGCGUGUGUGUGUCUGUUCCUUGCUUGUUGCACCUCUGGUUAUUUAUGGCUGUCUGUCCUGGUAACUUAGAGAUUUUGUUGUUAUUAUUGUUUGAAAAUUGAUAAUGGCAAAGAAAAUAAUUGUGAGGAUUAGUAAUGUAAGUACUCUUGAGCUGUGAAGUAACUAAGGGACUUGAUCUCAUCCCACUGUGUUCUCAUUUUUAAUUGGAACCAACAUGGAAUAUACUGUACAGUACCUCACUGACCCACAAGAGAGGGAGGGCCACUCAUCAACUGGCAUUUAUAUCCUCAUAUGGUUUUGGUUAAGAUCCCAGUAUGUUAACCUCAAAUCUCAUGUACUUCUUUCCAAAAUUUCCCAAUUUAAUUCCCCUCUUUUUCUCCAUAUAUGUUAUUGAUUUUCAUGAUUUCUAUAUAAGUAACAAGUACAUGGCAUGUUGAUCUACAGCACACUUAUCAUAGUUCAGAAUAACAGGUGAUAAUACUUGAGAUCAUUUGCUAACCAUCACACAAUGUGUACUGGUUGUCCAUAAUCUUUGGUAAAAUCUGCCACUCGUAUGUAUUAAGACAACGUGAUGAAUGAGGAGCCAAGUUCUCUUUCACCUUUAGUAAGAAUAAAUUGUAUACAUGACAAGUGAGUGCCCGUGUCAUGUAUAUCAUACAUAUUUUCUUGGUUUGUUUUGGGUCAAAGAAACCUUUGGUAUAUAUGUCCAGAUAUUUUCGCAUGGUUAAUGAAAUAAUGUUGCAGGUAUUAAUGAAGUAAAAUUAAAAUACAGAAACAAUGCCACAAAAUCAACUGAUAGAUCUGACUGAGUUAAUGAGGCAUCAUUAAUUCUAUGAACUUUAUAUUUUUAAAAGAGAAACGUAUAACUCGUGGCUGGUCUUUGACAGUAUUUUAUUUUGGCGAGAAAUCCGAGAAUUUAAUAAGCCAUUUCUACCUUUGUAUGUUGAAAAGUUGCUCAUGCAAUAUUUAAUUUUCAUUGUUCAAAGUUUGUCCUCAAAUAUAGGUACUAUUUUCACUCAUGUAUUAUCUUCUUUUGUUUAAUAAGAAUGUAUAUGCUGUACUGUACUGUACUGUACUGUACUGUACUGUAUCGUACUGUACUGUACUGUACUGUACUGUACUGUACUGUACUGUAUCGUACUGUACUGUACUCAGACCAUAGAGUUAACUUAACAAUGCUUUUGUUUACUAAUGACCCGUUAGGAUAAUAUAUUUAUUUAUUAGUUUUGCCCGAUGCUCUUUCUUCAAACAUAACUAUAUUGUAUUCUUUGCGAGAGUGAGAAUGUGUAUAUAUAUAUAUAUA